This is a messenger RNA of Bombus terrestris (buff-tailed bumblebee), 1454 nucleotides long. RefSeq lists its product as uncharacterized. The coding region runs from base 6 to 185 and encodes 59 amino acids. The record is from RefSeq and is a predicted model, not a curated record. The transcript has a single exon. Lineage: Eukaryota; Metazoa; Arthropoda; Insecta; Hymenoptera; Apidae.
AAAAUAUGGGACUGCAUAUUUUUUGGCCAGCAUCCACUUGUUUAACCCUUUUGGUUGUCUGUGUAAUAAUAAUCUUAUUAAGAUACGGUUCGCGUAUUUGUAAGCUACGGCAUGCACCGUUGCCGUCUGAUCGAGAAUGGGAAGAAAAGGCGUAUUCUCGAAAACUUUCAGUUUCUAUGGCGUAAAAUUAGAUAGAUAUCACCAUAUGUUUUCACAUCAUGUUACGGAUUUAUUUCGUAUUAGAAAAGAAUUUAGAUUAAAUUAGAAUCUAUUUUAACAUAUAAGUAUGUGUUUACUAUAUAUUUCAGAGUAACACUUCAGAUCUGAAAAUUCUUUACAAGCAUACCUUAAAAAAAUUGCUUUGACAACACAUGCAGGCAACAUCAGUUUUCUACCUUAAGAUAAUGUAGUUAUGUGCCUUAUAAAUGUAAUUCCAUGUGUCUUUUAUACGUUACCUUUUUAUACGUAGAGUAAGGAAUUUUAACGAAUCUCCGUCCAUUCAAAUUCUUUCUCUUUAAUGACGAUUUGUGUCAUGAAAAUUCGUAAAAUAUUUUCUUCUUUACCAAGAUAACUUCUAAACUUAUAAACAUUCAUUUAAAGAAUGAUACAUAUAACAAAGUAAGCAAUAAUUUUUAAAUCCUGUGUUGAAUUUAAAUAUAUUUCAUGACACAACAUGAAAGAAAAGAAAUAUAGUAUUUGCGAAAGAAGAUUAUAUAAUUAUAUUGAAGAAAUUAAGAUGUGUAUCCGUCCAAUUUUUUAACGUUUUUUAUGCAAUGGCAAUUGUAUCAUUAUCUUUGAACUUUUGUAUUUUUUAUAUGGUUUUCAUAUAAAUAAAAAAUGCUUGUCUUUACAUAAAACAUGCACGCAUUAUAUGUUUCACUUAUUAAAAAUUCAAAUCAAUUUGCUUUGAUUGAAAAUCAAGAGAUUCAUCAACAGUUUUGUAUAUAAUAUUUAGUUUUUAUUGACAACAUUGGAUUUUUAUUACAUGUGUAACGGUUACACAAUUAUUUAAUAAGUAAGUAGAUACAUUAUGCAAUUUUUGCGUUCAGUUAUAACGUCAGCUUGUAAAUAAAUUACUGACGACGAUUUCCCACGAGCUACGAGAUAUUUGAUUUAAGAAAUAUGAAUUUGAUUCGAUUGCCUAGGGCCUAGGCAACUAAAACCUGAACUUCCUAUCGAAGACAUCUUUCUUUCGAACAUGCCCUCCUUAAUCGACUAAUAUUUCUCGCUUUGUUUUGAUCUGAUUUAAACUCGUCCGCGACUGCUAUAUAGAAAGAUACCGAGAACAGAAUUUCUUCUCCGGUUUUAUUAUUUGGUUUCAAAUUCGCUAAACAUGUUUAAUCUAUUAACGUGAAUACUAUGAAUGAUUUAAAAAACUUCGAAUGACAUAAUAAAAAAAUUCAAUAACAUAAAAUUGGAAAGACUUUUGAUUAUGUUGCAAGUACAAUGAUGGA